AUGGCCGUAGCAGUUGCUGCCGCUGCCGCCCUCGGCCUGGCAUUUUUGCUCUACCACCUUUGUUUCCCUCUUUUCAUAAGCCCUCUUGCAAAGAUACCGGGUCCAAAUGCGUUUGCCUUUACAAGAUGGCGACUUGCAUUGGAAGACUUCCGAGGCACCCGCACCCGCACCAUUCACAUACUUCACAAAAAGUACGGCCCCGUCGUGCGCCUCGGGCCUAGUGAAGUGUCGUUCAACAGCGUUUCCGCCCUGCGAACCAUAUAUGGAGCUGGCAGCGGUUUCGAGCGGACUAGCUUCUACAACAUGUUUCAAGUCUAUGGGCGCAAGAACAUGUUUUCCUUCUUCUCCGGCCGCGAACACUCUGAGCGUAAGAAGAUGUUUGCCAAUGCCUAUGCCAAAUCGGCCAUGCUCAAAGGAGCCAACGCAGCCAUGGUAGAAGCAAAGGUCCGCCAGUAUCUGGAUUUGAUUGCGCGACAGGAAGGCUCGAGUGAGAUAUUUGCCUCAUUGCACUACUUUUCUCUAGACGCCAUCACCGACUUCUUAUAUGGGAAGUACGGCAGGACGUCUUGUUUGGAAGGCUCCGAAGCCGACUGCGCGUUAGUCAAUGAUAUAGUGGACGUUGCGCGUCGUAGACUGUCCUGGUUUACCGUUCACUUACCACGCUUCACUGCAUGGCUGUAUUCUAGGACAGGGCUCUUUGGGAGAGUUGCUCGCUAUUUCUACCCGAUGCAGUUGCCAACCACGUAUACAGGCAUCCGGCGCCACGCUAUGAUCGCAUGCCAGGAAUUUGCCUGUGGCUCACCUGCCGCCGAACCCUCUGAGACCGUAGAACAGACGUCUCCGUUCAUCGCAAAGCUGUGGAAGCACCAUUGCUCCCGAAAGACUAAUGGUGGGCUGGACGACGUUGAUAUUGCUUCCGAGUGCGCCGACCACCUCCUCGCUGGCAUCGACACCACUAGCGACACCCUGAUGUUUCUCAUCUGGUCGCUCUCCCGGUCCGAGAGCAGGAAAUUCCAGCAGAAGCUCAUCGAUGAGGUCCGCAGCAUAUCCCACGAAAGUCUCAACCCAUACGACAUUCCGACCGUCGAGACCAGUGACAAACUUCCUUAUGUAAACGCUGUCAUUAAAGAAACUCUGCGGCUCUAUGCGCCCUUGCCGGCCUCUGAGCCACGGCAAGCCUCCACAGCCACUGUGAUUGAUGGCUAUCAUAUCCCAGCAGGAACUACAGUAUCCAUUUCGCCGUAUAUCCUACAUAGGAACCCAAAAGUCUUCCCGAAUCCGACGCAGUUCAACCCCGAUCGUUGGAUCGAUCCAUCCGAGAACACUGUCGAAAUGAACAGGUGGUUCUGGGCAUUUUCCAGCGGAAGCAGAAUGUGUAUUGGGGUCCACCUUGCAAUGGCGGAAAUGACCACAUUAGUGACCGCUGUGUAUCGCAAGUAUACCACCACUACCGUUGGUGAUUUUGACAAAGUUUCACCUGGUAUCACAAGCCGCUACGAAGUUUUUUAUGACGAAGGAUGUAGCGGCGUAAAGGAACACGAAUGCCACAUCCGAUUCGACAAAUUAGCUACCUAAACCUUGUACCAUGCUUUAGUUUACGUUCGGGUAACUCAUUCGCCUCGAUACGUUAGAUCGGGGGAUUCGACACUGGCCGACCACCACGCUUCUCAGGGAGUACACCAGCGCGUCGCGCAAUUUUUUUUGCCGCAUCAGAUACCUUUGAAAUGUCCGAAACAAUUGUAUUGCCA
This is a messenger RNA of Bipolaris maydis ATCC 48331, 1748 nucleotides long. Its product is annotated as cytochrome P450. The record is from RefSeq and is a predicted model, not a curated record. Lineage: Eukaryota; Fungi; Ascomycota; Dothideomycetes; Pleosporales; Pleosporaceae. Gene Ontology annotation, molecular function: monooxygenase activity; iron ion binding; oxidoreductase activity, acting on paired donors, with incorporation or reduction of molecular oxygen.